This is a messenger RNA of Sclerotinia sclerotiorum 1980 UF-70, 1800 nucleotides long. RefSeq lists its product as hypothetical. The record is from RefSeq and is a predicted model, not a curated record. The coding region runs from base 1 to 1800 and encodes 599 amino acids. The transcript has 2 exons. NCBI's taxonomy places the organism in Eukaryota, Fungi, Ascomycota, Leotiomycetes, Helotiales, Sclerotiniaceae.
AUGACUACGCAGGUCGCAAAUCUCGCUUUGGAGGGUGGUGAUCCACGAGAUCCUCAUCAUCCAAUGGUAGGCGACGCUAAGGCGGUGGAAUUGGCCAUGCUAAACACUAUACACGAUCCCAGCAUCACAUUCGAAGAAUACGUCUACUGGGCUGAGAUCACUCGUGCUGAGGAGAAAGUUGCCAAUGAAAAGUUUCUUGCAGCUCAAGGACCAAAAAAGUGGACGAGCAUAUUUACAAAUCGGUUCUCUCGUGGAAAAGUUCCCCCUGGGACAUAUGACACUCCACCCGCAACAACUUCGGGAUCAAAGGAAGCGAUAGACGAAAAGUCUGUUGUCCUUGAUGGACCACGUCAAUCGGCUGUUUCGGAGGCUGAGUGGAAGACGGCGAGUCGUGCUGUCCGUACGGCUGGCUGGUCGGGUGUCUUUUACCUCAUCACAACUGAUAUCCUUGGACCUUUCAGUGUUCCUUGGGCCUUUGGGCAAAUGGGCUCUGCAGAUGGACCUGGAAUUGCUCUCUACACUGUAUUCGGUGGUUUUGCUUUAUAUUCUGGCUGGCAACUCUUCGCUAUCUUCCUUGCACUCGACUCGGAUAAAUAUCCAGCAAAAUCGUAUGGUGACCUCUUUUUCCGUGUUUUUGGAACCUGGGCUCGUCAUGCGAUCAACGUCGCUCAAAGUGUUCAACUACUGCUCACUGUAUCUAUCCUCAUUCUCUCCAACGGGCAAUCUAUUGCACAAAUCUCCAAAGGAAACCUUUGCUUCAUUGUCUGUCUGAUAAUUUUCAUGGCCGCCGGUAUGAUCUUGGGACAAAUUCGUACACUCCAGAGAUUUGGUUGGUUAGCGAAUUUCGCCGUCUGGAUCAACAUCCUCAUCAUAUUCAUCUGUAUGGGUGUUGUUGCCAACUCACCACCCAACUAUGCGACAAUAGAAUCUUCUUAUGGUUCUAACUUCGGUCCUGGUCCAGUCCACAGAUAUGCCGGCACCCCUCCCGCUGGCAAAGCGACUGGUGGAGAUGGAUUUGUCGGAUCUCUGAAUGGUCUAAACCAAGCCGUAUAUUCGUAUGGUGGUGCUAUGCUUUUCGUUGCUUUCCUGGCUGAAAUGCGUCAUCCUAUGGAUUUCUGGAAGGGUCUCAUCUGCGCCGAUCUAUUCAUCUACUUGGUCUACAUGUUCUUUGGUAUUUUUGUCUACUCCUACCAAGGGCAAUAUGCAUACAACCCUGUCAUUCAAGGUCUUUCGCCGUACAACUGGCAAACCGCAGCAAACAUCAUGAAUUUGAUCACUGGUCUUAUUGCCGCUGUACUAUACGGAAACAUUGGCAUCAAAGUUGCAUACAUUGAUGUCUUCCAAGGUAUCCUCAAGGCACCACCCUUGACCACCAGACCUGGUAAAAUUCUUUGGAUUGCCAUGGUGCCUUUGUACUGGGCAAUCGCAUUUGUCAUCUGCGCCGCCAUCCCUCAAUUCUCUUACAUAUCGGGAUUGGUUGGAGCAAUUUGCAUUUUACAAUUCACAUACACCUUCCCCGCCAUUCUCGGUGUUGGAUAUCAAAUUCAAAAAGACGCCAUGCUACCAGGAGAAGAGUCAUUCGACCCCCGAACUGGAACUUACAGUUAUGUGGAUAGAGGUGUUCAAAGAUGGAUUAGAGGAUUCAAGGUUAACUGGCUUUUCAACAUCUUCAACUUUAUAUACUUUCUCGGUGCCUUGACCACGGCGGCUUUGGGUAUCUACAGUAGUUGUCUUGGUCUGAUCAGUGCUUUUAGUGGUGCUAGUGCCGCGACUAGUUUUGGUUGCGCAUCUCCUGUUUAG